CAAGACAGACUGUACAGACAGACACUUAAGUCAGCAAAAAGUGGGGGGGGGGCCAGUUAACAUUGCUGGCCCCCCACCUCCGAAAGUGGGGGGGGGCAUAGCCCCCCGGCCCCCCCUGUUCCUACGCCUAUGGAGGAGGAAUGUUUAUAAUAUAUUUUUCACAAAUUUACCUUAUACGUUUACUUUUUCACAUGAAAAUUUACCUGCGGCUUCUAUCAGAUUUACCUACUGUUACUGCGCCGCUAACGUCACCACGUUUUAGCUCGUUUGUGGCGCAUACUAGCUGCUUACUAGUGCGUUUUUGUCAUCAACGGCCAUUGCUCUCUCACUUCUCAGAGCUUGAGGUCUCUGUCUGCCGGUGGAGGAAGGAGGAGCAGCGGUUGAAGUCCGGGGCCGGUGAUUUGUGAAUUUUAAGCAUCUUUUACUGACAUUGCAUGAGUACUAAAAUACAGAAACCAGUGAUUCAAGGUCAGCGCAUCAAGACCAGAAAAAGAGAUGAGAAGGUUAAGCACGACCCGGUGGCCUUCCGGGACAGCCUGCUGCGCGGCUUCGCCGAGUCCGGCGACGACCUAGACGCUCUCAGCAAGUACCUGGACACGGCCGGAAACAAGCUCGACUACAAACACUAUGGCGAAACGCUGUUCGACGUGCUCAUCGCGGGCGGCAUUCUCGCGCCUGGCGGCUCGCUGCUCCAGGAGGCCGACGAGGGCAAACCGUACCGCACCGAGCUCUGCGUGUUCGAGUCGGACAGCGAGCUGGCGGCGCUCACCAAGUGGGCACAGGUCUUCACCAAGCUGAUUCGACGCUACAAGUACCUAGAGAAAAUGUUCAAGGAGGAGAUCGGCAAGAUCAUCUCGUUCAUGCACGGCUUCAGCGAGCAGAACCGGACGCGCCUGUCGCGCAUGAUGGUACUGUGGAUAUCUGAUGGCCACCUGCCGCCCAGCGUGCUCCAACUGAUGCUCAAGGAACAUCUGAUCAAGGACAUGGUGGCGGCCAACUUCAUCGUGGAGUUUUUCUGCAGCUGGAUGAAGGCCAAGGACAUGUCGUCGCUGAAGGCCACCCUGAAAAAGGGUCAGCUGGAGAGUCGUCUGAUGGAGUUCCUGCCGGCAAACAAGCAAACUGAAGCAUACUUUACUGAGUUCUUCAAGGAGAAGGGCCUGUCGGAGAUCGUCACCUUCUGGAAGCAGCAGGCGGGCAAGGAGGCCAGGAAGGACUUGCAGACAAAGCUAGCCGACAUGUUGAACAACGACGAGCCGCGCGACGUGAUCAUCACCAACGUGCGCGAGCUCACUUCGAAGCUGCAGCUGGCCGACGCCGAGGUGGUGGCCAUCGUGUGGCCCACAGUCAUGUCCGUCGUGGAGUGGAAUAAGAAGGAGGAGCUGAUCGUCGACCAGGCCAUUCGCCACCUGCGCGAGUACGUGCCGCUAUUCAAGCAGUACACGGACAACUCGUCCCGCGCCCAGAUGACGCUCAUUCUGAAGGCACAAGAGUACUGCUACGAGAACAUGAACCUGAUGAAGACUUUCAGCAAGAUCGUCAUUCUCUUUUAUAAGGCGGACGUGCUGCACGAAGAGGUGAUUCUGCGCUGGUACAAGGACACCCAGGAGGGCAAGGCCAAGGGCAAGACAGUGUUCCUGGAGCAGAUGAAGGCCUUUGUCGACUGGCUGAAAAACGCCGAGGAGGAGGACUCUGACGAGGACGACUGAGCGGGCCGUCCCGGCGCCAUGGAGCGCCGUUCUGCUGCCGCCCAGCCGACAGACAGGGCGGGCCGUCCCGGCGCCAUGGAGCGCCGCUCUGCUGCCGCCCAGCCGACAGACAGGGCGGGCGCGCGCGCAAAUUCCGGCUGCCGCCGGGCCGGUGGUGCAUCCUAUUUCCGUUUCGGCCACGCGCUAUGAUUUGUAUUUUUAUAUACAGAUGCGGCCGGGAGGAGGCCGGUCAGCGGGCAGCUGCUGGCCUCCCCCCCCCCCCCCCUCCCCACAAAUUGACGGCACGGUUACCUGCACAGUAUCUGGCGACAAUACAGUGACUGCGCGCGGCAAA
Molecule: messenger RNA, 2040 nt
Organism: Amphibalanus amphitrite
Lineage: Eukaryota; Metazoa; Arthropoda; Thecostraca; Balanomorpha; Balanidae
Product: protein krasavietz-like
Exons: 11
Coding region: 435-1706 (423 amino acids)
Cellular component (GO): membrane; cytoplasm
Molecular function (GO): protein binding
Source: RefSeq, a predicted model, not a curated record